AUUUACUCCAAAAAAUCAGUACCUACAUACUUUCUAUUCCACAAAGAUGAGGUGCCUUUUACAUAAUACAAUUCUUUUAAUUCUAUUAAAUUCUAUUAGCGGAUCAAUCUAUGCCAAUGUAUCAUACAAUAAUAUACCUUCGGCAUACCAACCGUCUGUUUGGCACCGAGUUUUCCAAAAAAUAAACGAAAAACGGGAAUUUCUUCCGAUCAUCUACAACGAACGAGAAGUAUCAGGAAGCAUUAUUGGCGAUGCAGUAUGUCUGAUUUGUGACGCCGUCUUUACGGCAUUGCUGACAGAGAGGAGUUUCGACAUGACUAAAAUCCAACUUGAAGCUCAAGUCGAAUAUUAUUGUGCAGAUUUCCUCAAAAUAGAAGAACAAGACGUGUGCGCCGGGGUGAUAGGCCUAAAUAUGGAUCCUAUUUUGUAUAUACUCGAUAAGAAAGCAACUGUUACCAGUACUGAAGUUUGCAGCAUGUUGCUGGGAUGUACGCAAGGCAGCGAGGCCUUCGAAUGGAAAAUAGACAUACCAGCAGGAGAAACUGUUAAAAAGGUCGAGUCCGAUGGUAAACAAACAUUCAAAAUUGCUCACAUUACUGAUAUUCAUUACGAUCCUGAUUACACGGAAGGAAAGCCAGCUGAUUGUGGAAAGCCACAGUGUUGUCAGCCUGAUCAAGACAAUCCUGCAAAUACUAGUGUGAGUGUCUGUGGGUAUUGGACUUCCGAAAUCCACGCAGACGUGUCUCCAAAAUUACUCAAUAACACUUUAGAUGAAAUGAACUCAAAACCAUUAAUGGACUUCGAGUUUGUUUAUUUUACUGGCGACCUGGUUUCUCAUAGAGUUUGGAAUACAAGUCAAGAUUACAAUAGAAAAACUAUAACGUACGUUUUAGACGUAUUUGCCGAAAAAUUUAAAAACAAGAAAGUUUUUCCUAUACUUGGAAAUCACGAAGCACAUCCAAUGAACUUGUAUCCUCCGUUAAAUAUACCAGAGGACGAUUUAAAUCAACAGUGGUUAUUUGAUGUUAUUUCGGAAAAAUGGCUGCAUUGGUUAACCGAUAACGAAAAAGAAACUGUAAAGAAUGGUGGUUAUUAUACCGUUUCACCUAAAACUGGGUUUAGAAUAAUCGUAUUGAAUAACAACGUAUGCCAAAGUGAAAAUUGGUGGAAUUUAUACGAAAACAAAGAUCCUUAUGGACAACUACAGUGGUUGGUGAAGGUAUUACAGCAGGCCGAAAAAGACAAGGAAAUAGUUCAUAUUUUGUCUCAUAUACCAACUUCAGCAUGUUUAAAAGUUUGGGGUCGGGAAUACAAUAGAAUCAUUGAAAGAUUCGCAAACACCAUAGCAGCUCAAUUCAACGGUCAUACGCACCGAGAUCAUUUCUCGAUUUACUAUGAUAGCAAGAAUGUUUCGAAUAAUGUCGUAAUUAAUGGCGCCUCCUUGGUUACUGACGGGGCCUAUCCAAACUUCAAGAUAUACACAGUCGACUCGAAAGGAUUUGAUAUAUUGGAUUCCGAAGUUUACACUUUUGAUUUAGAAAAGGCAAAUACCAAUAAAAAAAUAGAUUGGUAUAAAUUAUACUCGUUUCAAAAAGAUUUUGGUGUCGCCAAUUUGACGCACACUGAAAUGGAUAGACUGGUAAAGACGAUGAUAAGCGACAUUAAAUCAAAGAAUUAUACAUUAAUUAACAAAUACCACGACUUUUAUUAUCGAGGCAGCAAAAUUGGGAAAAAUGUAAACUGUGAUUCGAAGUGCCAAAACAAGUAUCUUUGCGAUAUGUUGACCACUGUAGAACGACAAACAACGAUGUGUGAAAAAUAUUUAACUUUUUAAAUAAAAAUAAGAUAAAAAGACAAACCUUUUAAUGUAAAAUGCUGAACUCUUUAUCAAAUGAAGAAGUCGUAUUCAUAAAUGAAAUAUAGACAUUUAGUUAUCCA
Messenger RNA from Phyllotreta striolata, 1938 nucleotides. NCBI's taxonomy places the organism in Eukaryota, Metazoa, Arthropoda, Insecta, Coleoptera, Chrysomelidae. The record is from the annotation of a GenBank genome assembly.